CAACUACUAUCCUAUCCUCAACCCCCAGCCAUGGACGGCAUCCUCUCGACGUUCUUUGGCACGGUAGCCAUGGCCUUUGCCGUGGGCAGCGGCGACAACCUUGCCAUGGCCGUCCCCGUGACCGAGGAGCAUCCGUACUACUGGCCGCUGCACGAGGCCGUCCAAAACCUCCCCAAAUCGCAGCUCACCCCACAGAGCAUUAUGCGCUCGUUGAACAGCAUCCAAGGCUUGCCACAAGACCUAAAGUGGCCCGUCGCGGGCUUGCUCUCAUCCGUGCUGGCCUUCGUGGGCGACGGGCCCGGCGACGACGCCGACGGCACCUACCGCGCCUUUACGAACAUCCUCGCCGUCCACUCACACUUGCGCAAGCUGUACUCGCAGAACGGCGACGAGGGAUACCUCUAUCCCUUCCUAAACCCGCUCAUGAUCGCAGUGUGCCGCAGAGUCGUGCAGGUGGGUGACAUCGCGGCGUCGUACUCCACAGCGAGCAUGCGCGAGCAGUCAUCCCCGCGUAGCAUAAGAGACGGGGCACGACAGGCCCUCGAACGCUCUAUCCAGGUCGCGAGCGCGGCGCUGCAGGGCCCAGAGUGGAACCAGGCGUCAAGAGCCGACUACACUGUCGCGGACGCGCUCUGGCCCCUCGCCAACCUUCUGUGGCGGAUGUAUGCCGCAAGACGCUUGCAUACGCAGGCCGCCGAGCUUGCCAAGACAUUCAGCAACCUUGUGCCGUCCGAAGAGGAGCGUCUCAGAGCGCGCGGGCACGUUCUGAGCACCGGCACGCUCGCGGAGAGCUACUACUGGCGCGGACGGCUCGGUAUUGUGCUUCUCGACUUCCGGCUCGCACGGCGGUGGCUUGAGAAGGCAUGGGGCGUAGCCCCAGAUGACGGGUGGAAGCAGAGACAAUCAAUUCUCAUCAAGCUCAUCCCCGCGGCGCUGCUCACGGGCUCCCUUCCCGCCGCAGGGGUGUUGGAGGAGUACGACCUCCCAGUGUUCGCGCCGCUCAUCGAGGCGUUCCGAGACGGCAACGUGCCACGGUGGCGCGCGCUGCUCGAGGAGCACAGAGUAUGGCUGCGCGCGCAGCACAUCUGGCUCCUCCUCUUCGAACGGGGCGAGAUUAUCGUCUGGCGCAACCUCUUCCGCCAUGCAUUGACAGCGUACUAUCUCGCCGCGCCAGAAGCGCCGCGCAAGCUAUGCCCGACGUGGGUGUUCGUCGAGGCCGCACGGACCGCGUUCGCAGGCAGUGGCGAGCUCGAGGAGGACUUGGUGCUAGAAGACAUUAUCUGUGUCUUGUCGAGCUUGAUUGACCAGGGGUUGAUCAUGGGUAACAUCAGCUACUCGCAGCGGCAGUUGGUGAUGCGACCGCCGGAGAAGGGCGGUGGCUUCCCCCGAGUGAAAGAUGUAGCGCCACGGAGGGUACAGGCGAUUAGCUAGGUGAUGUCUUGGGUCUAGGGAUGCAUCCAGAGUCAUAGCAU
This is a messenger RNA of Cutaneotrichosporon oleaginosum, 1472 nucleotides long. RefSeq lists its product as uncharacterized. Lineage: Eukaryota; Fungi; Basidiomycota; Tremellomycetes; Trichosporonales; Trichosporonaceae. Gene Ontology annotation, biological process: poly(A)+ mRNA export from nucleus; post-transcriptional tethering of RNA polymerase II gene DNA at nuclear periphery; transcription elongation by RNA polymerase II. Gene Ontology annotation, molecular function: RNA binding; double-stranded DNA binding. Gene Ontology annotation, cellular component: transcription export complex 2. The record is from RefSeq and is a predicted model, not a curated record.